Messenger RNA from Sclerotinia borealis F-4128, 1146 nucleotides. The record is from the annotation of a GenBank genome assembly. Lineage: Eukaryota; Fungi; Ascomycota; Leotiomycetes; Helotiales; Sclerotiniaceae.
AUGUCUAUAAAUUUCGAAAGAGCUAUGGCUCUUUUCAGAGUGGAAGAGCGUAAUGCUGCUAUAGAGCGUGAUGCUGCUAUAGAGCGUGAUGCUGCUAUAGAGCGUGAUGCUGCUAUGGAGCGUGAUGGUUCCUGGCAAACUGGAUUGGCAAGAGAGAACUCAGUCGGAGAUGCCAUGCAACCUGAUGCAGAGGAGCCUGCUGUGGCGAGAGAGCGCGAAGAAAGGCAAAUUAAAAAUGAAAUAGCUUCGACGAGUUCCAUAAAGCUUGCACCACCUUUAAGUGAAACGGAACUGAUUCAGUCUUUGGUUUUACAAUUUCUCACGCAUGAUGGCUAUGUCGAGACGGCAAGAGCGUUUGCGGAUGAAGUUCAUUCUGAAAAGAAGGCUUUGAAUAUGGACCCAGAUGUUAUCAUACCAGGAUUUGAUAUCAAGGAGGAUGAAGAUGCUGGUCAUAGGCAACGAAUACGUACAGCAAUUUUGGAAGGAGAUAUUGACCAGGCCCUCAAACAUACUAACGCAUAUUACCCUCAAGUUCUCAAAGACAACGAACAUGUUUACUUUCGAUUAAGAUGUCGCAAGUUCAUCGAAAUGGUUCGACAAAUGGCAGAAAUGCAUAACAACUCCAACUCAUCUAACGAAUCGAAAAAAAAUACGGCGCAUAACGGGGAUUGGUACGAUGAUAUCAUAAAUCAUGAUAUGGAAUUGGAUGAUCAUCAACCUCAAGCCAACAAUUGGGAUAGAAUGGAAACGGAUGGUGAAGUAGAUCCUGAAACUGAAUAUCAGAAUUUACUCUCAGAGACGUUGUCAUAUGGACAAGUUCUUCAAGCAGAAUUCAAGGACGAUCCAAGACGAGAGGUUAGCAAAGCUUUGGAAGAUGCAUUCUCGUUGAUUGCAUAUAAAGAUCCUAUCAAUGAGAAGACGGUCUCGCAUCUUUUGGAUCCGAGUGGAAGAAUCACAGUGGCGGAGGAAUUAAAUUCUGCUAUCCUUCUCUCCCUUGGCAAAUCAUCCUCGGCAGCCCUCGAACUAGUCUACCAACAAACCACGGUACUCUUAGAAGAUCUGAGGGAAUCGGGUGGUCCGGGCGCUUUUGUCAAUAUCGAUGAUUACACGAGACCGAAGAAGCGUGAUGGUGGAAGUGGAGUGUGA